Polistes dominula (European paper wasp) is the source of this 3163-nucleotide messenger RNA. It is a transcript of the gene FLASH, whose product is annotated as FLICE-associated huge protein. The record is from RefSeq and is a predicted model, not a curated record. NCBI's taxonomy places the organism in Eukaryota, Metazoa, Arthropoda, Insecta, Hymenoptera, Vespidae.
CUGAUUGCAGGGACAUCUGAUGGCAGCGUAAAAAAACCAGUUGCACACUGCAGCAACAUUUUCAGAAAAAAAAUGGACAGCGAAGAUAUCGACAUUUAUGAAGACUUGCCCAGUUUUAAUGAUGAAACAGAUUUUCCAAGUAAUGAAGAUAUUUUUGAAAAAUGUGAAAAAUUGACAAAGGAAGUUAGCGAACUUAAAUUACAAUUAGAAAACUCCCAAAAGGCUAAGGAAACUUUGGAGGUUAACUUAUCUUCUCUGCUUAAAACAGCAAAGGCUGAAAUUUCACGUAAGGAUAGAAUGAUAGCCGAACUUAGGAAACAGGUUGACGAUAUGACUUUAAGAAGGGGUCAUUUUAAUAAAAAUGUAAAGGAUGGUAACAAAUCAGUGCAGCAGUUAUCUGAAAAAAAUAUACACGAUCAUAAUGCAAAAACGUACGCUGAAAAUGAUAGGACGAAGUUACCUAAUUUAAAUUCAAAUAACGAUAAAUAUGAUACAGUUGCAAGUAAUUCUUACGAAACAAAUUUUCAACAAUUUGCAAUUGUUAAUGUUAAUCAAUUGAAUGAGGAUCAAGCAGAAGAUUACGAUUAUUUAAAUAAUCAAUUUUGUAAUAGAAGGUAUUCUUCUAAAAAGUUACCAGUACCUCAUACUGCUACUACUACAGUUUACACAGAACGUUUCCGUAAAAAGAUAAUGGAAGAAGACGAAGUGGAAAAGAAACUAAAGUUAUUAUUACAAGAAAAGAAUGAACAACCUACAAAUAUUAAUAACGAUGACAAAGAAAAUCAUUCAUACCCUGGUAUACUGAAUUCAAAUGUGGAUGAUGCAAUUUCAGAAAAUAAAGAAAUUAUAUGUAAUCUAACAGAUAAUACUAAUAUUACAGAAAGUAAUACUGUUUGUUCGACAAAUCAACAAAAGUCAGCUUCAAGUAUUAAAGAUUCUAAGAAAAGGUCGAGCAAUGUUGAUACUCCUUCUAGCAAACGUCAAAAAUUAGAUGUUGAACCAAAUAUGUGUACAAAUAAAACUACUAUUUCUGAUGAAAAUGUAUUUUUAGGAUUUAAUCACGAAAUGACGAGUACAAAAAACAAAUUAAAUAAUGAAGAAAAUAAUAAUCCUCAUACAGAAAGAAAUAUUAGUAAUAAUAACAAAUAUGAUAAAGAUUCCAGAUCACACAACACAUAUUAUAAAAAAGAAAAUGUACAAGAAUUUUGUAAUGAUCAUAACAAAUAUUUCAAAGAUAGUAUCGAACAUGGUCAUGAAAAAGAUACAUAUAAUUAUAAACGAAAUAAAUCGCCUGUUUUAAAACACUCUAACAGAAAACAUAAACAUCAUGAUGAUCGAUAUAACAAGGAUCACAAAGAUAAAAACAGAGAUAAAGAUAAAACUAGAUCUAAUGAAAAAUAUGGCACUACGGAUUGUCAUUCGUCGAAAAGUAAAGGAAACAAAUCUUCCAAUUUACAUGACACUAAAUCUGUAUUACAUGAAAGAAGUAAAAGUAAAACUAAGGAAUCGACGAAUUAUAAAACUGAUGAUAAAAAAUAUUCCAAACAUACGAAACAUAAUAGAAACUCGGAAGAUCGUGAAAGUACUCCUUGCGAAAGGAAAGGUAAAAUAGACGAAUUACAAACUAUAAAUGUUGUGAAAAAAACAAAUGAUUUGUUAAAUGAAUCAAUUAAAGCAGAUAGUAAUGAUUCUUUGGAAGAAGGUGAAAUUGUAUCUCCUAGUAAAUCUAAUCUCAAUAACAAAACAGAUGAUACAAAAUUGAUCUCGGAGAAAAAUGUUAAUGUAGAAAUUCGUAAAGAUUCUUCUAAGAUUACUUUCGAUCAAUUCGAAGAUAAGUUAAAGCCUGCUAACAAAGUGGACACGCGUACGUGUUUGACAAAGAAAGAUAGAGAACAUUUAGGAGAUAAUAAAAAUAUUCAUCAAAUUGAAAAAGCUAAAGUUGCAACAACUGUUAAUACUUGUUCAGAAAACACGAGUAUUCCAUUGGUUGAUAACAAACAGGACACUACAGUAACAUUAACAAACAAUGUACAGAACGAUGUUAAGAAUGUUACUGUCAAAGAAAACAAAUCUAAGGUUGAUAAAAUUGUUCAAUUACAGAAAAAUGCUAAAGGAUCUGAUAGUACACGCAGUAAUAUUGAAAACUUGUCUGAAGAUAUUUUAAAAAGUAAUACAAAGAAUUCUUCGGAAAUUAGUCAAGAAAAUAAUAUUGUUUUUAAAAAUAAUGAUAAAAAAGAAGAUAAACGUGUUCCUAAUAUUUCCAAAGUAGGUUUAAAUAAGGAUAAUGUUUCCUCUAUUGACAAAUUCGAAAAAGAAGAUAAUAAUCAUCAACAGGAAUCAUUACAAAAAGCUCAUGAAGAAACUGUAGCAAUAGAUCUUCAAGAAAAUAAAAAAGAUAAUGAGAAUAUGCAUGUCAAGGCUAAAGCAACUAAAAGUAGUAAAAAAGAAAUGAAAUCUGAUGAUUCUGAAGUAAUUAUCUUUGCUCGACGCAGGAAACAUAUUAAUUUGACUGAUAAUAAUGCAUCUAUGACUGUUGUCAUAAAUCCUAAAAAUACCAAUUCAGAUGUUAUUGUAAAAGAUAUCGUAGAAAAUAAUUUGAAACAAAGAGCAUGCAAAGUAUUUCGUUCUUACAAAGAUCUUUGUAAGGAUGACAUAUAAUAAAAACCUAGAUAAUUUGUUUUUAAAUAGGAGUAUAUACUUUUUUUUUUUUAUUUCAAUUAAUUAUUAUCUUUCAUUCUAUAACAUAAAAAGACGAGAAAAAAAAAAGAAAAUAUUCACGAAUCUAUUGCCUGCAGAUAUGACGUUUAUUUCUUCGCCAAUGACGUUAUAUCAUCUUUGUAAUAUAUUGACAUAAUAUAAUAAUUAAAAAAUAUAGUCCAUUUCCUAAAGUUGCAAUUAUUAAUGUAGGUCAAAUGUAAAAAUUUAUGAUCGUUGUGUGUGACCGUAACUCGAUAUAAUAAGAUCAAUGGCUACGAUUCCACUGCAAUUGAAUAAUUCAAAUGUUAUUACAAAAUACAAAGGGCAAAUACUAUUUAUACAUGCAUGUAUAUCAUCUAACGCACGCGAAGGAGGUAAUUUGUUUCUUUUACUUGUUAAAUAGUUGCACAAUUUGAAUAUUUCUUUCUUACGAACUUGUGUAUAAAUUCACUUUUACAAAUUCUAC